AUGUUGUCGAUAACUCUUUUGGGGGCCUAUACGGCGGUGGCUUUGUCAUUGACCAUCCUCAUCAACGUGGCAUAUCAACUGCUCCUUCGUCAAUGGAACAAAAUCCAACCACCCGUGGUUUUCCACUGGAUCCCCUUCCUGGGAAGUACCAUUAGCUAUGGUAUAGACCCGUACAAGUUCUUCUUUGAUUGCCGGGAGAAGUAUGGCGAUAUCUUCACCUUCAUCCUCCUCGGGCAGAAAACCACCGUCUACCUGGGUAUCCAAGGGAACGAGUUCAUCCUCAACGGUAAACUCAAAGACGUUAACGCAGAGGAAGUCUAUAGCCCCCUGACAACGCCGGUCUUUGGCUCAGACAUCGUAUACGACUGUUCCAACGCCAAGUUGAUGGAGCAGAAGAAGUUCAUCAAAUUCGGUCUCACUCAGUCAGCACUGGAGUCUCAUGUCCCGCUCAUCGAGAAGGAAGUUCUCGAGUACCUAGACACUUCGCCAUACUUUCAGGGUCCUUCCGGCCGGGUGGAUAUCUCUGCUGCAAUGGCUGAGAUCACGAUUUUCACGGCUGCGCGCUCCCUGCAAGGUGAAGAGGUUCGGUCAAAGCUCACGGCGGAAUUUGCGGGUCUUUAUCACGACUUGGACAAGGGGUUUAGCCCUAUCAACUUCAUGUUGCCCUGGGCGCCGUUGCCUCACAAUAACAAACGGGAUGCUGCCCAUGCGCGUAUGAGGGCUAUCUACACUGAUAUCAUCAAUGACCGUCGUCAUAGCGAGAAAGGGACAAACUCAUCUGACAUGAUAUCGAACCUCAUGGACUGCACGUACAAAAAUGGGCAACCCGUCCCCGAUAAAGAAAUUGCGCAUAUUAUGAUCACUUUGCUGAUGGCCGGUCAGCAUUCAUCCUCGUCAAUCGGGUCUUGGAUUAUGCUGCGGCUAGCCGCUCAUCCAGAAGUCAUUGAGGAACUCUACCAGGAACAACUAGCCAACCUUGACCAUGAUGGAAAAGGGCUCUCUCUUCGGUACCAGGACCUUGACCGCCUACCCCUACAUUCAAAUGUCGUUCGUGAGACACUCCGCCUUCAUUCAUCCAUCCACUCUUUGAUGCGUAAAGUGAAGAACCCCCUAAACGUCGCAGGAACGCCCUACAUAAUCCCAACCAGUCACGUUCUCCUCGCUUCCCCAGGCGUAACCGCUCUAAGCGACCACUACUUCCCCAACGCGAACAAAUGGGAUCCUCAUCGCUGGGAUAAAAGCAAUCAGAAAGACGAUAAUGGUGGUGUGAACGAAGAGGUAGUCGACUACGGCUAUGGCGCCGUCUCCAAGGGCACGUCCAGCCCUUACCUCCCAUUCGGAGCAGGCCGUCACCGGUGCAUCGGCGAGAAAUUCGCAUAUGUCAAUCUUGGAGUCAUUUUGGCGGUGAUGGUGCGGCAUGUUCGAUUGUUUAAUGUGGAUGGAAAGAAGGGUGUGCCGGGAACGGAUUACUCGUCGCUGUUUUCGGGGCCUAUGAAGCCGGCGGUUAUUGGGUGGGAGAGGCGUGAUGGUCAGCGGAAAAUAUGA
Messenger RNA from Aspergillus ruber CBS 135680, 1545 nucleotides. RefSeq names its product cytochrome P450. The transcript is spliced from 2 exons. The coding region runs from base 1 to 1545 and encodes 514 amino acids. Gene Ontology annotation, biological process: ergosterol biosynthetic process. Gene Ontology annotation, molecular function: monooxygenase activity; oxidoreductase activity, acting on paired donors, with incorporation or reduction of molecular oxygen; heme binding. The record is from RefSeq and is a predicted model, not a curated record. NCBI's taxonomy places the organism in Eukaryota, Fungi, Ascomycota, Eurotiomycetes, Eurotiales, Aspergillaceae.